AUGUCGUCCUCAAUCAACAUCCCCACCGCGUCCUCUGCGACAAGCAGCCGCCGUAAACUCCGCAGCGACAACCAACCCCGCCACCAGCACCAUCUACGAUCGAUGGAUGCCACACUUGGCUCUCCUGUUUCGUCGUUACCCAUGACGCCCUCGUCUUCUGCUUCUUCCUCCUCACCUUCCUCGUCGACAGCAUCUUCUGUGUAUUCCGCAACACCGACCCGCAUCCACAAGUCCAAGAAGGGCAAGGGUGUCAUGCCACCCGCUCCACCUGUCCCGCCAACGCGAAUUGAGGAGAAGGUAAACCAGCGGAUGAGCCACGUACGCCGACCAAGCCUUCUCGGGCCUGCCAUUGCACAAGAGGAAGCACGUGUCAUCAACAUUGGCGAUCCGGACGGCCCUCAAAGAUUGAUCUCCUACCUGACCUCCAGUCAAGGCUUCGAGUGGAACCCUGAAAUCUUCAUUCCAUCUUACAUCGACUGCGACUACACUCCUCUGGACCACCGGCCGCGAGAGCCAAUCCACGAGAUCUUCCUCAGUGACGAGGAAAUCGAGCAGAUGUUCCCGAAGUAA
Molecule: messenger RNA, 570 nt
Organism: Sporothrix brasiliensis 5110
Lineage: Eukaryota; Fungi; Ascomycota; Sordariomycetes; Ophiostomatales; Ophiostomataceae
Exons: 4
Coding region: 1-570 (189 amino acids)
Source: RefSeq, a predicted model, not a curated record